Messenger RNA from Suricata suricatta (meerkat), 3995 nucleotides. RefSeq names its product nectin cell adhesion molecule 3 (gene NECTIN3). The transcript has 6 exons. NCBI's taxonomy places the organism in Eukaryota, Metazoa, Chordata, Mammalia, Carnivora, Herpestidae. Gene Ontology annotation, biological process: symbiont entry into host cell; homophilic cell-cell adhesion; heterophilic cell-cell adhesion. Gene Ontology annotation, cellular component: adherens junction; apical junction complex. The coding region runs from base 16 to 1524 and encodes 502 amino acids. The record is from RefSeq and is a predicted model, not a curated record.
GUAGGCAGGGGUAGAAUGGCGUGUAGCUUUGGAGGUGCCUUAGCUGGACCAAUUAUUGUGGAGCCACAUGUCACAGCAGUAUGGGGAAAGAAUGUUUCAUUGAAGUGUUUAAUUGAAGUAAAUGAAACUAUAACACAAAUUUCAUGGGAGAAGAUCCAUGGCAAAAGUUCACAGACUGUUGCAGUUCAUCAUCCUCAGUAUGGAUUCUCUGUUCAAGGAGAAUAUCAGGGAAGAGUCUUGUUUAAAAACUAUUCACUUAACGAUGCUACAAUUACUCUACAUAACAUAGGAUUCUCGGAUUCUGGAAAAUACAUAUGCAAAGCUGUUACAUUCCCGCUUGGAAAUGCUCAGUCCUCUACAACUGUAACUGUAUUAGUUGAACCCACUGUGAGCCUGAUAAAAGGGCCAGAUUCUUUAAUUGAUGGAGGAAAUGAAACGGUAGCAGCCAUUUGUAUCGCAGCCACUGGAAAACCAGUUGCACAUAUUGACUGGGAAGGUGAUCUUGGUGAAAUGGAAUCCACUACAACUUCUUUUCCAAAUGAAACAGCGACGAUUGUCAGUCAGUACAAGCUGUUUCCAACCAGAUUUGCUAGAGGAAGGCGGAUUACUUGUGUUGUAAAACAUCCAGCCUUGGAAAAGGACAUCCGAUAUUCUUUCAUAUUAGAUAUACAGUAUGCUCCUGAGGUUUCAGUAACAGGCUAUGAUGGGAAUUGGUUUGUAGGAAGAAAAGGUGUUAAUCUCAAAUGUAAUGCUGAUGCAAAUCCACCACCCUUCAAAUCUGUAUGGAGCAGGUUAGAUGGACAGUGGCCUGAUGGUUUAUUGGCUUCAGACAAUACUCUUCAUUUUGUCCAUCCAUUGACUUUCAAUUAUUCUGGUGUUUAUGUCUGUAAAGUGACCAAUUCCCUUGGUCAAAGGAGUGAUCAAAAGGUCAUCUACAUUUCAGAUCCUCCUACUACUACCACCCUUCAGCCUACAAUUCAGUGGCAUCCCUCAACUGCUGACACCGAGGAUAUAGCAACAGAACCAAAAAAAUUGCCCUUCCCAUUGUCAACUUUGGCAACAAUUAAGGAUGACACAAUUGGCACAAUCAUUGCUAGUGUAGUGGGUGGGGCUCUCUUCAUAGUACUUGUAAGUGUUUUGGCUGGAAUAUUCUGCUAUAGGAGAAGACGGACGUUUCGUGGAGACUACUUUGCCAAGAACUACAUUCCACCAUCAGAUAUGCAGAAAGAAUCACAAAUAGAUGUUCUUCAACAAGACGAGCUUGAUUCUUACCCAGACAGUGUGAAAAAAGAAAACAAAAAUCCAGUGAACAAUCUAAUACGGAAAGACUAUUUAGAAGAGCCUGAAAAAACGCAGUGGAACAAUGUAGAACAUCUCAGUAGGUUUGAAAGACCAAUGGAUUAUUAUGAAGAACUAAAAAUGGGAAUGAAGUUCGUCAAUGAUGAACAUUAUGACGACAAUGAAGAUGACUUAGUUUCACAUGUAGAUGGUUCCGUAAUUUCCAGGAGGGAGUGGUAUGUUUAGCAACCACUAAAUGUGACUUACCUAUGUACAAUGUUUCAUUCAUACUAGUUGAUCAUUUUCAGAUUGUUCAUACUUUUUCUUGAGGAAGAAUAAGCUUUUUCAACUUGAUUUUCAAGCUUUUUAUAUUCUAAUUUGACAAAUGAAACUGUAAAAUCUGGGUUCAAUGUAUCUGAGCUGCUUUACAAUUUUUUUUCAAUGCUGUACUACUGUCUCAAGAUUUAAAUUUUAAUGCAGAGUACUUUAUUGGUCUGAGGCACACAGGUAAGAAGAAAUGUCAACAUUAAAUGUAUGACUUUUUUGGUACAAAAAUUAAAAAGGAAAAAAAAAAGGAAACUACCUUGGCAUUGUGUAUUAAAUGUUUACCUAAGACUAUAAUCUCAAGUAUAAUGUUUGUUAAACAUAUACCUCUCAAAAUUUAUCACCACUAAAUGAUACUACAUGAAAAUCGACUAUAAAACUAAUUCAAGAAAUGUUUAUAUAUAUUUUUAGUAUACAAAAAAAAUUCAGCCUGAUAAAACAUCUUUCCUUUUCAAACAUUGUUUUCUAAGUUUCUAUAUAAAUGAAUCUUUACCUCUGCAUUUUAAUGAGCCUUGCCAUAAUUACUGUAGAGUGGCUUUUCAAAGAUAUUUUGUUGCACUAAAACUGUGGUAGUAAACUCAGUGAACAUGCUGUGUGGAAGAGCCUAAGUAGCUGGUCAGUAUUUUUGUCUAAAAUACAUACAAGAGUUAAAUAAAAACAUGCCUUUUAAACAUAAUUAUUACAUUUUUUCAUCUCUGGAGGACAAUACUUAUAAUGUCAUAUGAACAUUGAUUUUGGUACAUUAAGUGGCAUACAUAGUUUUGUUUGAAUGCUUUAUGUCCUAAAUAUAAGAAUAAUAAUAAAGUGAUGGUACGCAGUUAAGUAUAGUUCAGAGAGAGCACUUAAGUAUAUGGAAAAAUAUGGGCAAAUUUGCAUUAGAAUACAGAUUUUAGAAAUGAGAUGUCAGCCAAAAAUUUAUACAAGGAAUUUUCUAGCCCAUCUUGUUUUAGUUAUCUAAUAGUGAAUGUUGUUCAAACGGGUAAAUAUACAGAAAAAUUAGAAUAAACUUGUAAAUUUGAGGUUUAAUGAGAAAAAUCUGAAUUAUAGAACCAGUCACUAGCAUUUGCUGAUGUAUAUUGGCAGAUCAUCCCCCUUUUCCUCCUAAAUGUAUGUAUUUGUUGCAAGAUUUUUGUUUUUCCAAUUAAAACUGGAAACAUUAUAAGAUUUUUUGUUUUGUUUUUGUUUUUUGCAUAAUUAAGUAUAUUCUUUCCAAAAAUCAUGUAUCUUUUGAAAAAGAAAUGUUAUCUAAAACUUCAAAUGUGGGUCUUCUUUGUGAGGUAAUUAAAAUGCUUCUACAGUGGAGUCCUACAAAAUUAUAAUGAUGACAACUAUUUUGAAGCCCAAAGAAUAUGUUGUUUUCUGUUGAUAAUUCAUUUGAAAAAAAGGACUGUGUAGAAUUGCCUUAGGUAAUUUGCCAGGAAUUGAAGUGGUUAGUGGGAGAAUCAUAAAUAAAUUAUUUUGUUACUAAAAAAGCAAAGUAGGUACUUUUUUUUUAUCUCCCCCAACCACUCCACUCCUGAUGUUUCUUGUUGAAUCUAAAGGAAUGUUUUAUAAGGCAAAAUUCUAACAUGUUCAUAGAAUUUUGCAAGUAGUCAAGGCCUUACUCUAAACAAUUAUAACAUAAUUUUGUUUCUUUUGACUAUCAGUACUUUGUGGAAAUUAGAAACCUUCCCACUUAACACACUUAGUAUAAGAGUGUAAUCAGCAAAGGACACAGGUAAGCUCACUGAUAUCUUGUUAAAAAUACAUGGUUUUAAUAUAAUUAACCACUGAUAUACAAAUAUUAAGACUCUUUGGUCCAAGUCAUUGGAAGCAAAAUUUUAUUGAUAAUACCCUGUGAUUAAAGUGGACUUUAUUUUUUAAUUUAAAUACCAGCAUUCAUCUGGCCACAAGAAAAACGGAUCUAAAAUUUCUUGACAUAGAAGAUAGGAAUUUGUGGCUUUUUUGUUCAUAAUUUCAUCUUUAGAACAAUGGUUUGAAAUGCUGUAUGAAUCUGAGCAGAAUAAUCACUGUAUAAAUCUCAGUGGUUCUUGAGUGUAAUCUGAAGAAAUAUUAUAUUUUACAACUGUAUUGCAAAAAUAUAAAUACCUACUUAGUGAUUAUGACCUUCCUUUUAUAUUGUGGCCAUUAUGUGUUUAGGGUGGGUUUUUUUGCUUUGUUUUUUGAUGGGAGAGGGUAACAUGGAAAACGGCAAGUGAAUGUUUGAUAUCUUCACUAUCCUUAAUAUAAAUCAUUUGACAAACUAAGAUUUCAAAAUUUUAAGAAUCUGGUACUAGUUAAGACUUUCUGAAGCAUUGCACUGCUGUGUAUUAGAAUUUUAUGUUUGUUUACUGUACAUAGAGACUUAUUUGUGAACAUGAAUAGUCGUAUUAAAUAAACUUUUGUUAAAUUAA